GCGGCGGCCGAGCAGGCAGGGGCAGGCCGCGGGGGGCCCGGCGCAGGCCGCGGGGGGGGCCGGGGGAGGUCGGAACCGGCGGCCCCCGGCCAUGGAGAACCCCGCGAGUAGCGGCUCCCUGCGGGGUGAGAUCGGCUUCUGGGCUGAUCGAACACCAGUUCAUGAAGCGGCCAGGCGGGGAGAAAUCCUGCAGCUGCAGCAGCUGAUAGAGAGCGGAGCCUGCGUCAACGCGGUCACCUACGACUCCAUCACCCCGUUGCACGAGGCCAGCCUGCGAGGGCAAACGCAGUGUGUCAAGCUCCUGCUGGCUGCAGGGGCCCAGGUGGAUGCCAGGAAUAUUGAUGGCAGCACUCCGCUCUGCGAUGCCUGUGCCUCGGGUAGCAUUGAGUGUGUGAAAGUGCUGCUGUCCCACGGCGCCAAGGUGAACCCUCCCCUUUACACCGCAUCUCCUCUCCACGAAGCCUGCAUGAAUGGCAGCUCAGAGUGUGUGCAGCUCCUCAUUGAUGUCGGUGCGAACUUGGAGGCUCAUGACUGCCAUUUCGGGACUCCCCUACACGUGGCCUGUGCCAGGGAGCAUCUGGACUGUGCAAAGUUGCUGCUCAAGGCAGGGGCAAACGUGAAUGCUGCUAAACUUCAUGAGACAGCCCUCCACCACGCAGCAAAAGUGAAAAAUGUAGAUCUGGUGGAGAUGCUGAUUGAAUUUGGAGGAAACAUUUAUGCAAGGGACAACCGAGGAAAGAAGCCAUCGGAUUACACCUGGAGCAGCAGUCCCACAGCAAAGUGCUUUGAGUACUACGAAAAAACACCUCUGAGCUUGUCACAGCUCUGCAGGGUUACGGUAAGGAAAGCCGCCGGGCAGCGAGCGCUGGAGAAGAUUGCCAAGCUAAAUAUUCCUCCACGAUUAAUCCAAUACCUGUCCUACAACUGACAGGGGUGAAGGUGGCCGGGAAGGACGAUAUCUUUAGCUCCCGCAGUAUGAAGUAUCUGUCUCUUUCUCUUCUACCUCCCUCCAAGAAACUCGUUUUAAUUUAAGCAAACUGGUGUAAAUGGUAUUUAUGAGGCAGCACUUCCUCUUCUCUGUGGGCAAAGACAGGCUCAGGCAACGUGUAGCUCUGGCUUGGAGCUGUAAUGUCUCCCAGGGUGCUCUGUUAGACUGUCGCUAUGUUCGAGGCUGUAGUGCUUACUCUUUGAGAGGGAUUAAUCUUGAAUAAUUUCACCUCUCUCUAGCCUAAAGGCGUCUCCGUGUGAUCUAGCCAGGCUCCCUUUGCAGUCAGUGAAGGGAAAGAGAUACUUCUGGAGCGCGACUCAUCUGUCCUGUUUUAGACACCCGUGCUGGGAUGGUACAGUACGCCUUGGGAGCGCCUGUCUCCGCUGACUGCAAAGGGAUUUGGAGGUGAUACCCUCGGACACGGGACGCCUGUGUUUCUGCGGUGGGAGCGCUGGAUCCCACCUCGGUGUUAAUAACUCAAGUCGUGACUGCCUAAUGCCAAGGGACGAGGUUUGAGAGACGACGUGCGUGCUCUAGCUGGAGGCAAAUUAAAUCCAGGUCAAGCUCAGGACUAAUUAGAGGUACUGCAGCCAGCUCUUGACUUUCCGUGAACAUCAGCGGGCUUUGGCUCAACGCCAGCAGUGAGGACAAACUGCUGCCGGAUCAGGGUUGACUUUCCCCAUGCUCCUUCCUCACAGAAGGUGAGCCAGCUCUUACUGCAGCGUUCCUCUAGGGUAUUACGAUGUCUAAUUUUCAAGCCCAAGCAGGAAGCAGGUCUCUCUGCACGUCCAAGGAUGCUUCCCUCCAGAUGGCUGGUCCCCAACAAUAUUUCUCCACUUGCUCUGAGCCGCUGUGGCCGCUCUUGUUGGUUUUAUGUGCAAUAAGUGGCAGAGCUGCUGCCCAGCGGUGCCUGAAGUCCAGCAAGGGCGUUUCCCUUGUGUGGCGGCGCAGCAGGUCCCUGUGGUGUAUCCCCCACACGUGAAGGGCAAUAGGAGAGCUGGGCUCUGCCUUGGGUUUUGAGAUUUUGAUUUUUUUUUUUUUUCCCCCCCUCUGAGGUCAUCUCUCAGUGCUGGAGCCUCUCCAGAGGUUGGCAGCGGGAGCAAGCCCUGAGCCGUGCGCUGCUGAGCGCUGUCCUCGCGUCCUUUGGCUUCAGCAGGCUCGACUGGGGCUUUGUGAUUUAAACCUUCAGGGUGGCAUUUGUGUGAGCAGCGCCUAAAUCGUCCUGGUCUGCCUUCCAGAUGAGCCUAAAUCGUCCUGGUCUGCCUUCCAGAUGAGCCCUUACGUGUUGUCUGGAGGCAGUAACCUGCAGGGUACGUGUUACUAAGGGGAUGGAGCUCUCCCAUGCCCCCACGGCAAGUCUUAGCACUGUGAUGAGAACAAAUUCCUCCUGAAUGACAGCAAAUGCUAUGAAAUCUGCUCCCUAAUGUGGCGUUGUCGAGCUAACUCGGGGCCCUCCACACCCUUCGUGCCCUGAGCGAGUUGCUUGCCUGCUGCCUGCAAGAUCUCGUGCUCCCCCAGCUCAGCCUUGGGAGGGAGGGGAAAAAUAGUUGUAAGCACAGGGUUGAAGAGCUGAGGUGGAGCUGAAUGCACUUUAAUGGUGACCAGCAAAUCACUUUGUGUUUUAAUUUUUGGUUAGGUUCAUUCCCCCAGCACCCCUUUGUUUGUUUUGUUGUUUUGUUUUGUUUUGUUGGUUUUUUUUUUUUAUUUUGCUGUGCCGUACCGCAUAGAGCUGGACAGCAAAAAGCUUGAGAUCCUGCUCUUUGGGGGAUUGUCUGUUUAUAAUUCUGAUUUUUGUGUUUAAAGUAUUAGAAAUGUGAAAUUGCCAAGAAGCUCAGGGAAGCCCUGGAGAUGUUUAUUGUGGGAUUCAUCCCUGUGAUUGAUAGGAUAAAGGUUUUGUAUUGUAUCUUUCAAGAAAAGCUUCCUCUGCUCAAAAUGCAAGUUGAUACAGAUAAAUAUGUAUUAGGAAGGUGCACCUUUCAGUAACCUGGGGUGAAAGCUUUCCCUCUUGGUUCAAAUUCAAAUCCCUUGUUAGGUUGCUUUUUUAACAUUGCCUAAGUUGGUGAAAUAACAAAAUGGUAAAGUCCAAAUUUCCAAUGUAAACACAAAAGACUCCUCGAACAACUGCGAAUAAAAUUAUGAGUUCCUGUUUA
Messenger RNA from Tyto alba (common barn owl), 3138 nucleotides. It is a transcript of the gene ASB13, whose product is annotated as ankyrin repeat and SOCS box containing 13. NCBI's taxonomy places the organism in Eukaryota, Metazoa, Chordata, Aves, Strigiformes, Tytonidae. The coding region runs from base 92 to 928 and encodes 278 amino acids. The record is from RefSeq and is a predicted model, not a curated record. Gene Ontology annotation, molecular function: protein binding. Gene Ontology annotation, biological process: protein ubiquitination; intracellular signal transduction; positive regulation of protein catabolic process. The transcript has 6 exons.